AUGACUUACUAUAUCAAGCACCCACAACUGCUACAGAUUGCUUUCCACAUCACCUGGUCCAUAUGGAGCAUGAGAAACUCCAUCAGGAUCUCUAACUCUACCAUCACCCUGGAACAAGCCAUUAAAAGAAUCAUAACUGAUGUUAUGCUCUUUGGAAAGAUUGCCAAGGGGACUGGCACUGUUUCUAUGGACACCUUUCAAAUUUUGAAAAAUUUAUUUGCUACAAUUACUCCUUCUGCACCCACCAGAACGGCUUCAGUUAUUUGGCUUCCUCCUUUUACAAACUGGAUAAAUGAAACAGAGAGAGUGAAGGUAGAUUCCUUGGUGGCUUUUUGA
This is a messenger RNA of Sphenostylis stenocarpa, 336 nucleotides long. The record is from the annotation of a GenBank genome assembly. NCBI's taxonomy places the organism in Eukaryota, Viridiplantae, Streptophyta, Magnoliopsida, Fabales, Fabaceae.